CUAACAGCACCCAAGGCACACAAAGCUCCACCCGCACCUCGCCGACCUCCACCAGAAACAUGGCUCGCACGAAGCAGACCGCCCGUAAAUCCACCGGAGGCAAGGCCCCCCGCAAGCAGCUCGCCACGAAGGCCGCUCGCAAGUCGGCCCCGACGGCAGGCGGCGUCAAGAAGCCCCACCGCUACAGGCCCGGAACCGUGGCUCUUCGCGAGAUCCGUCGGUACCAGAAGUCUACCGAGCUGCUCAUCCGCAAGCUCCCCUUCCAGCGGCUGGUGCGCGAGAUCGCGCAGGACUUCAAGACCGACCUCCGCUUCCAGAGCACGGCCAUCCUGGCCCUGCAGGAGGCCGCCGAGGCCUACCUGGUGGGUCUCUUUGAGGACACCAACCUGUGCGCCAUCCACGCCAAGCGCGUGACGAUCAUGCCCAAGGACAUCCAGCUGGCCCGCCGGAUCCGCGGCGAGAGGGCAUAAGCCGACCCCCCCCCCCCCCUCGGGUUACAUUUUGCUUAUCUCUUGUGAAAAAUUGUUUUUUUAGCGUAUGGGUCCAAAGGCUACGUUUUGUUUCUUCGCCCAGGUGUUGUUUUGCUUUUGUGUAUAGGGUGCGGCGGCGGCUCAGCUGCUGUGCGAGCACGGGGCAAUGGGAGAAGUCCUUGUUUAUAUGGUAUGGUAAUUUUUUUGUGUGAGAGCAUGGAUCGUUUUGACACUGCUGUCUGCUUGUAGGCUGAACAUCUGCUAUCUGCUUGGAAUACUGUAGACUUGAAAAGUGCCCCACAGCCUGGGUUACGAGAACUGCUUUGUAAAGGUAGCAACAUUGGGUGAGAGAGGAGAGCGGCUGCAUGCUUUUGCGCUUGGCCCUAUGGUCUUGGGUGGUCAACACUCCACAAUGGGCAAGCAGGGUAAAUCAAUAGUCUCUCCGUUUCUGACUACCGUUGGUCGCUCGUUUUUCUGAGGCGUGUGGUUUGGAUGAAACCGUACUUCGAUUAGACCAGAUACCAUUAGCGUUGCAAACGAUACAUCUUAAUAUGCAUGCAUACCUGUUUGUGUUUCUUUUUGUCUUUGAAACUUCCCACUGACUCACCUAAUUUCUCCUCUCAUGAUGUGUCGAUGAAUCACGCGUUGAGAUGAGAUUGAUUUUCUUGUGCAUGCGCUGCGGUGUUCUUUUGUACAGGCAGGUUUAGGGGUCGCUACCGCAGCAUUCAUUCGGUCAUUGUUCCCAAUCUGAAGCUUGCUUGUGGGUUUUUCAGAAGGCGGGCGAAUGUCUUUGGCCUCAGUCUUAGCGAUAAAAUGCUGAGAACCAAAUGGGAGAGGGCGGAAGAGCGGGGCUCUAGCAAAGCAAUCAAUGAGCGUGU
Molecule: messenger RNA, 1348 nt
Organism: Ectocarpus siliculosus
Lineage: Eukaryota; Phaeophyceae; Ectocarpales; Ectocarpaceae
Source: the annotation of a GenBank genome assembly